AUGACACGACAACCAUCUCCCACCCGCAACAGUCCCACAUCCUGGUUGGGGUUUAAAGAAUUGGCGCGACAGCAGUACGAACGUGGCAACUACGAAGCGGCCUUGACGAGUUACACCGCUGCCAUUCAUCCCGAUCUCCACUGUCCGGCAUCCGAACAGCAAAUUCUCUUGUCCAAUUUGGUGGCGUGUCGCUUAAAAAUUGGUGGUCCGGCCCAAGCCCGAGCCGCUGUCGACAAUGCGAAACAAUGUAUUGCCUUGAAUCCCAGUUGGGCCAAAGGACACGUGAGAUUGGCGUCGAGCUAUAUUGCCCUGGGGGGACAUUCCAACGAUGCUUGUAAUGAACUCCAGCGUGCUCUCUCUCUGGAUCCUGGCAAUAGUAUGGCACGAGAAAUGCUCCUGCGGGAAUUGAGGCGAGAUCAUGCCGCGGCGGCUUCGACGGCAAGUACUAGUGGUACUGGCACUACUAGCGAGAAUGCCCACAAUAAUUCGCAGCAAUUUACGGAUCAAACGCCACCACCCAAUCAAUCGCAAAAUCAUCAACAACAGUCCAACAAUCACCAAAAUCAUCAUGUGGACGAUUCCUUGACGAUUUGGGAACGUUUUGAAUUUCAUUGGGGGCGUGCCACGGCGUGGUAUCACAGUCAAUCGAGUGAUCUCAAGACGGUCCUCAAAAUUAUUCUCCUCUUGUUGGUUUUGUAUGUGGCCUUUGGAGGUCGUUUUGGACUCGCCAACAAUACAAGAAGUAUGGGAAAUUAUGGAUCCAACAGUGCGUAUGAUCAAUAUAGACGGUAUGGAACCACGGAAUCUGUACGACAACAACAACAACAAUCACGGUCGUCCUACCCCUACAACACGAAUAACCGACGAACGACACAACAAAGAAAUCACGACAAUGACUAUUAUUACGAUGAUUACAGUUCCUCCCGACAACGAGGCAACUCUUCCUGGAGUACUGGUGGUGGAUUCAAUCCCUUUGAUGGAAGUUUGCAAUCCAUGAUGUUACUUGGUGGAAUUGCAUUUGCCGGGCAUCGAAUGGGCAUUAAUCCAUUUCAUACCAUGAUGAUGAUGAAUGCUCUGGGAGGUGGACGAAGAAGGUUUCGACCCAUGGGCGGAGGAGGAUUUGGUGGAAUGGGAUAUGGAGGAUUCGGUGGUGCCAGGAGGGGGUUUGGAAGAAGGAGAUUCUGA
Molecule: messenger RNA, 1185 nt
Organism: Seminavis robusta
Lineage: Eukaryota; Bacillariophyta; Bacillariophyceae; Naviculales; Naviculaceae
Source: the annotation of a GenBank genome assembly